GUACUAAUCUCAUCACUAGAUGGCAGUGUGAUUCCUCAUCGGCCGUCAUUGCAACAAUUUUGUCAGCGAGUAAUAGCGAAGUACAACGAAACAUGGCCGACUCGGAGGGGAAAGAUAGCAUCAACCAUGCUACAGGUCGAGCAGAUGUCAAGGUGCAUGAAAUUGCACGAGCCAAGACUGAAGGCAAGGAGCUAACCAAAGAAGAGAAGCAGCGACUUAGGAAAGAGAAGAAGCAACAUAAAAAGGGCAAGAAAGAUGACAAGGGUCCUCCGGAAAAAGUGAAGGAGAACCCAUCAGUUCCACCCCCAUCAAAACCUGCCACACAGAGCCCAGUACAUAAAGCGGCCCCUGCACCCGUAAAUCCUGUGGUGUCUGAACCUCCUGCGCCUGCAGAGAAGCCCGCAAAGAGCAAAGCGGAGUUGCGAGCGGAGCGGCGGGCACGGCAGGAGACAGACCGGGCAUCGAAACAGGGCAAGAAAGAAGGUGGCCCGCAGUCAUCCAGCAAACUUAAAGUCACCCCCAGCGAGCUUCAACCAGUCGUGAAAAGGUUACCGGAGCAUGUUCAAGUAGACGACCCUGCUGCGUUAAAAAAGUUGGCUAAAAAGCUAGAGAGACAGCAGAGGUCAGGGCAUGGACGCGGUUUUAAUGUAACUGGAGUCAAGGUUCCUUUGAGGUCAGAUUAUGGCUACAAGGUCAGCCUGUUUUCUCAUCUACACCAAUAUAGCCGAAAAGCCCCUCCUACCCAAAAAAUCAGCAUCCCUGCCACAGUUAUUCACCCAUCCAUUGUUCGGUUGGGCCUGCAGUACUCUCAGGGCAUUAUAGCAGGAUCCAAUGCUCGAUCUGUGGCCCUACUACAUGCUUUCAAACAGGUUAUCCAGGACUAUAGCACACCUCCGAAUGAGGAGUUGUCAAGGGACCUUGUGAAUAAGUUGUCACCCUAUAUCAGUUUUCUUAGCCAAUGUCGCCCCCUUUCUGCAAGCAUGGGAAAUGCAAUCAAGUACAUCAAGAAGGAAAUUUCUAAUAUCCCAAAUCAUUGCAAAGAAGAAGAGGCGAAAAAGAAACUGCAGCUAUGUAUUGAUAAUUACAUAAAUGAGAAGAUCACAUUGGCUUCCCAAGCCAUUUCUAAGUGUGCUAUUGAGAAGAUAAGUAAUGGAGAUGUUAUUCUGGUUUAUGGAUGCUCUUCACUUGUCAAUCACAUUUUGUGUGAAGCUUUUGAUAAACAGAGGAAGUUCAGAGUCAUAGUUGUGGACAGUCGGCCCAGACUGGAGGGCAGGGAAGCGCUGAGACGUCUGGUGAAGAAAGGCAUCCAGUGUACCUAUGUGCUUAUAUCUGCCUUGUCCUACAUUCUGCCUGAAGUAUCCAAGGUAUUGCUUGGUGCCCACGCACUCCUUGCCAAUGGAUACGUGAUGUCACGUGUUGGAACUUCCCAAAUCGCCCUGGUAGCGAAGGCUUACAAUGUACCAGUGCUGGUCUGCUGUGAGACCUACAAGUUCUGUGAACGAGUGCAGACGGAUUCUUUUGUAUCCAAUGAAUUAGAUGACCCAGAUGACCUGAUUGUGACACGAAAUGGGAAGACCCACCUAAAGGACUGGCAGACUGUUAAGUCACUGGGGCUUCUGAACUUGGUGUAUGACGUGACACCACCAGACUUUGUGGACCUUGUGAUCACUGACCUGGGCAUGAUCCCCUGUACCUCUGUGCCUGUGGUACUGCGAGUCAAGAACAUAGAUCUGUAAAGAUCAGAUAAUGGGGUUCUGCUUACCUCUUGCAUCUGCACACAGGGCUUUUGGUAUGAAAUAAACACAUCUAUUAAAUGGAACAAGUUAAUGUGCUCACUGGCAGGAUCCAAAAACCCAAAACACAUUUAAAAUGUAUCCAUAAUAUAGCUCCACGCCUCCACUAUACAAAAAAAUGUAUUUUCAAUGCAUCUAAAAUACCUUAUCUUGCAUCAGGUAGAAGAAUUGUAAAUGGGAUCAAGAAUAUCACAAAUAGCUUCUGAUUCUUGUGAUAAGUCAUUUAAUAAACUAUUUAAAGGGACACUCCACUUUGGAAAAAAAUAUAUAUACAAAUUUUCCAGCUCCCCUAUAGUUAAACAUUUGAUUUUUAUGGUUUUGAAAUCCCUUCAGCUGAUCUCCGGGUCUGGCGCUACCACUUUUAGCAUCGCUUAGCACAAUCCAUUGAAUCUGAUUAGACCAUUAGCAUCGCUCAAAAAAUUAAUUAAAACUUGACUCUUCUGUAGUUACAUUGUGUGCUAAGACCGACAGAAAAUUAAAAGUUGUGAUUUUCUAGGCAUAUAUGGCUAGGAACUAUACUCUCAUUCUGGCGUAAUAAUUAAUAACUAUGCUGUUGUAACAUGGCUGCAGGAGGUGCAAUGAUAUUACGCAGCAGCCGAAAAUAGUCCCCUUACUUUCAAUGGCAGGGGACUAUUUUCGGGCAGUGAGUAAUAUCACUACGCCUGCUCCAGCCAUGUUACAGCUGCAAAGUCCUUGAUUAUUACGCCAGAAUGAGAGUAUAGUCCUAGUCAUAUAUGCCUAGAAAAUCGCUACUUUUAAUUUUCUGUCUGUCUUAGUACACGAUGUCACUACAGAAGAGUCAAGUUUUAAAUGUGAAAAAAAAUCGAAACUCUUUGGUUAUUUUUUAACGUGAUGCUAAUGGUUUAAUCAGAUUAAAUGGCUUGUGCUAAGCUAUGCUAAAAGUGCUAGCGCCAGACCCGAAGAUCAGCUGAAGGGAUGCUGGAAAAUGAGCAUAUUUCAAAAAAGUGGAGUGUAGCUUUAAAGAAAACAUUUAAGUAGAAAAUACAUCAAAUUUAAGUUUGGUCCAUUAGGAGACAUUAGCACUGUUGGAAAUAUUUGGUUUGUUACGGCUGCUGAAAUCCAUUCAUAGAUGUGAAAAGGAUUUUAAACGUGUUAAAUAUCAAGUGCAAAUGUGGCCAGUUGAGAGGCUGAAAAUGUUGCAUAAGGGGUUUGCUUAUAUUAUCUAAACUCCAGAAAAAUAAAUGCUUUGGAUAAAACUGUU
Molecule: messenger RNA, 3015 nt
Organism: Misgurnus anguillicaudatus (oriental weatherfish)
Lineage: Eukaryota; Metazoa; Chordata; Actinopteri; Cypriniformes; Cobitidae
Gene: eif2b4
Product: eukaryotic translation initiation factor 2B, subunit 4 delta
Source: RefSeq, a predicted model, not a curated record